This is a messenger RNA of Leopardus geoffroyi (Geoffroy's cat), 2721 nucleotides long. It is a transcript of the gene RNF228, whose product is annotated as forkhead box protein D1. The coding region runs from base 217 to 1245 and encodes 342 amino acids. The transcript has 2 exons. Lineage: Eukaryota; Metazoa; Chordata; Mammalia; Carnivora; Felidae. Gene Ontology annotation, biological process: protein ubiquitination. The record is from RefSeq and is a predicted model, not a curated record. Gene Ontology annotation, molecular function: ubiquitin protein ligase activity.
GGAGAAAUGAGAUCACGAUUUUCACGAACAGGAACCGGAGCUGCCGCCGCUGCCCUGGCUGCCGCUUCCCCUCCCUGCGCGGGUCCCGCAUUACAUCACCGGCGACAGCAGCCCGAGGGGGGAGGCAGAAGCGCCUCCUCCCUGCCGAGAGCCGAGGCGACGACCGAGGGGGAGGAAGACUCCUCACCUUGCCCCCGAUGAGGGGCGGAUCAUGCCAUGGCAGCGCCGGCGAGCGACAGCGGCGGCGGCGGCGGCGAGCGGAGCCCAACCAGCAGCCCCGGGAGCUCGACAGGAGCCGGGGUCGCCGCGGCGGGAGCCCGGGACGGCGGGGACGCGGCCGCUCGGAGCGCCGCCGUGACCGUCCCCGGACUGCCUCCGCUCGAGGACUACGAGUGCAAAAUCUGCUACAACUACUUCGACGCGGACCGGCGCGCGCCCAAGCUGCUGGCGUGCCUGCACACCUUCUGCCAGGAGUGCCUGAGCCAGCUGCAGCUCCGCGCCGCCGCCGCCGCAGCCUCUGCGAGCGCCGCUCCUGAGCGCCCGCUGCGCCCGCCGCCCUGGCACGGCCCGCCCGGCGCCAUCGCGUGCCCCGUGUGCCGCCACCGCACGCCGCUGCCCGACAGCCGCGUGCACGGCCUGCCCAACAACACCAAGCUCGCCGAGGCCUUCCCUCUGGCCCUGCGCGCCGCGCACGACCCGCUGCCCCAGGACCGCCUCCCGCCGCUGCCCGCGCGCCGCGCCGCGCCCGCCGCCGCCGCCCUGCCGCCCGCCCCGGCCCCGGCCCCGCCGCCGCCGCCCGCGGAGGACGCCGCUCGCGAGCCCCGCGCCCGCGCCGGCCUGCGCGCCCCGGGCGCCUACGAGAGCUGCCAGAACUGCAAGCGCGCCGCGCUCACCGCCGGCUGCGUGUGCGUCGUCUUCUCCUUCCUCUCCAUGGUGGUGCUGCUCUUCACCGGCCUCAUCUUCGUCAACCACUACGGCGGCGGCGGCGGCGGCGGCGGGGGGGCACCUCCCGGCGGCGGGGCGCCCCCUGGCGCUGCCCCCGCUGCCGGGUCGCCCUCGCCCGUGGGGCCCAUCUGUCUGUCGGUGGCCAGCAUCCUGGCGCUCUUCUCGGUCGUCGUCACUUGGGUCAUCUGCUGGCUCAAGUACCGGCCCGAGGGCGCGGCCGCUGGCUCGGCGGGGGGCGGCGGGGGCGGCCCGAGGGCGCGGGCGGCGGCUGGCGGCGGCGCGCGGAGGAGCGACACGUAACGGGGCCUCAAGCCGGGCCUCCGCCAGCACCUCCAGCCCCCGCGCGGCCGGAGGGGGGGGGGGGCUCCGGCUCCGCGCGCUCGAGCUGCGCCCCCUCAGUGCGGCACCCGGACGCCCGGCCACCACCGGGCCUCGGCGUCGCGUCUCUCAGGCCUCCCACGCCCCGCCUCCUCCGCGCGGGGUCGGCGACGGACCCCGAGGAGGUGGGGAUGCUGCUGGGGAGUCCCGUCUCUGUGGACUGUGCAAGAUCGCCCUCCGCUUCACGCACCACCCAGGUCCUCGCCAGAGUGCACGGCCGUCCCUCCCCCGAGUCCGAGGAUUUGCAAAGAGAAGGAGAAGAGGAGUGGGCCCCCCGCCGCCCCGCCCGAGAGCUGAUUUUCUGGCUGCCGCGACCGAAGUUUCAGGGGAGAGGUACGCGCGCGCACGUCUGCCGCAGUUGUGAAAGGACUUGAAUUGUCCAGAGCAAGGAUGAAUGAGAUGUCCACGUGACAGAAGGGUGUCCCCGCUUCCUGGCUGUCCUGGAAGGCGAGUGAGCCCGGGGCGCUGAGAGUGAAGUCCACUCCCCGGGGACACGGCGCGGGAGAGCGGGGCGGCGGCACACGAGGCCAGCCGCGCGCAGCUGGGCGCCCCCCGCCCUCCCCGGCAGGUGCGCAGCGCGCCUGCGCGCUGGGGCUGCCGCCACUCAGCCGACGGGAGAGGUGGCGGCGCGCGCAGGGCUGCCGGUGCCGCGGCUCCCAGCUCGGCGGAGUCCAGAAGUCCCAUCCUGAAAACUUAGGAUUGUUUUAUUCACAGUGUUACUAUACCAGGAAGUCAUUUCAUCUUCUGUAACUGGACUCAGGGAGCUUAAAAAGCCCGUUCUCUCUUCUCCUCUCAAAACUGACUUACUGUUGCCCCCACCUGGAAGAUACUGAAAGCUAUUCACGCAGAAUAUAAGCUGUAGGCUUCCUCUGCCUUUUUUUCUUCAUUUCGUUUUUAAAAUAAUUUAUUCUAGGAUGUAUACAUCUGGAAAUUUUGUGCAUUUAAAUUUCCAGGGAAGUGUUUGAUAAGCAGUAAUAUUUCUCCCGUACCUCCAGUCCAAAUACAUUUCAAGAUUAGGAGCAGAAAAUAAAGGCGUGUUAGUGAUUGGUUCAAGAUUUUAUACCGUGAACAACUACUGACUUUCAAUUAUCUGAUAAAAUAGAAAAUAGCUCCCAAAGACGAAACUGACAAGGCUUUCUUCCUCUGAUUACAAAUAUAUGUCACACUUACCGGGAAAAUACCAUUUUGAAUUUAACUGUUUGAUAUUGGAAAUCACUGAAAGGUUCACAUCGGUCAUAUUAGAUGAAAAAGAAAACAUAUCUACCUGAUUUUGUAACUAAAAAGAUGUAUUACGAGUGUAUGUUGCAGGUGGAUUAGAUGCCUUUUUGAAGAAAAAAACCCCACUGUUUCAAAUGUAUUUUAUAUGAAAACAUUCUUUAUUCCAUCUCUUGAAAUUUG